Parastagonospora nodorum SN15 is the source of this 1197-nucleotide messenger RNA. RefSeq lists its product as hypothetical. The coding region runs from base 1 to 1197 and encodes 398 amino acids. The transcript is spliced from 5 exons. Lineage: Eukaryota; Fungi; Ascomycota; Dothideomycetes; Pleosporales; Phaeosphaeriaceae. The record is from RefSeq and is a predicted model, not a curated record.
AUGCGAGCAGUCGCGCUUCUUGGGCUGCUUUGCUUGCAGCUUGCACUACCCGUGAUAGCUAUUCGUGUUACGUCGUGCCAGAAAGACAACCUGGCCUGGCGUAAGCGACCAGACACUGGUGACGACUACUUUCAUCCGGACUCAGGUGUCGUCACGGGCACGGAUCCACCACCUCCGCCAAACCCGCGCCCACGCCCACGCCCACGCCCGCCUCCGCCACUACCGCAGCCACCUCGGCCACCCCCAGGGGUCCAAACAGCCAGUGAUGAGCUGUGGGAUAAGGCUGGAGCAAAAGGAUGUACUCUUGGGUGGGGAAUGCAAGCUCAGGACCAUGACGCAGGGGCCUUGUACGUACCCGAAAGAGACUCGGCGAGAAGUCUGUACAAGGGCACUUCCGAUCUCCAGAAGUGGUACUGGCACAUAUUCCCUGACAACAAGUUGAAGGAGUCCUUCCAUGAUUUGUACGCAACUUGGGGCGUUGGUUGGGUCCUCAAAGACCUGGGUAUCAGCGAUUACACGAACGAGUACAAAAGCGGCAGGAACAACUUGCUCAACAUUGCUCACCAAAGCUACGAAGACAAAGCACUGCCCUUGGAACAGCAAUGGUACGAUAUCGACGAAGAAUGGUACCCAGCCACCGGAGCCUCUUUCUCUUUCACCAUAAAUCCGGACGAAGGCAUCAUCAUCAGCCUGAACCGCGAGUCACCCAAGUGGGCGGUGAAGGACCGCAGCCCACCAGUUCCUGACAGUUAUCUACCGAAACUCAACCAGUUCUCGGAUGUUGCGUGGAUUACUUGGGCGGCGAUGCACAAGCCUCCUUGGUCCCAGGAAACGAGACUGAACAACAUAAAGUACUUCAUGUCAGUGAGCAUAACGAACGUCGAGACGCAGCAGAUUCUCAAGAGGGCACUGGAAGCGAAUCAUUGGCAUUUGAGCUCACCCAACGUCCAGGGAUUCGCGUACUUCCUCAUCCAACACAAGGCUGAGCUUGGCAGCAUGUUCAUCGAACAGAUCCAGGUUUUCCAAGGAGAGACUAAAGCCGAACUACCGUGUAUAUUGAUGCACGUGAAGCAGCCGCUGGGUCAAUCUGCGGGGGUGAAGCGGAGAGAGGCAGGGCCAAACAUGACUUCAGAGGUACAGUGGCACGACGAUGGCAAACACAUACUGCGCGUGCAUACGUUCCGUGCAAACCUGUAG